AUGGAGACACGGACAAGAGCACGGCCAACACUAGAGCCAGUGCAAACUAAACUAUUGCACCAUGGAUCGCCUGGCUCGCCACGUCGUCGUCCCUCUAUUUUCGAGCCAGCACUGAGGUCCCAUUGUCUCCCAAGUCCUCUCCAUUCGAGCACGCCAGGGCUGGACCAAGGAAUGAGGCGGCACGAGCGAGCAAUGCUGGACAGUCUCGAUCAGCGGCGACCUUCUCAGGCUCGUAAAGACUCUGCUCACUUGCUGCCCCCAAUUCCCGAGCAAAGUCCACCAUCACGAGAACGCCCGUAUGAUGCCUACUCACCUCCUCCUACCUUGGCAGCUCGGACUCGCAAUCACCUCCUGUACGGACUUUCCGAUUCCCACCUUUCACCUACUAGCACUCAUGCGGGUAUAGGGCGCCGCCAGUCGAUGCCCACGGGUGUGCCAUCAGCGUUACCCACAUCGAUACCUUCGGCAGCCUUACCAUCACCCGUACGGGUCGUGCAUCAGCAACUUGGCAUAGGCCGACAGAAGGCUCAGGAGCUUCAUGGAAGGCAUAUCUUUCAAGGAUGUUUUGUGAAAGCAGUCGAUCUCCGGAAAUUUAGCGAGAGCUCAGCAAGUGGCGAUAAUACAGCUCCCCAAGAGGUGGUGAUGGAUGAUAUGGGUCAGAAACUCAGAUAUGCUGCGAGAGCAUGGUCACCUGGAAAACCUGAAGGUCGUCAUUUUAUCAAGUACUUUUCCCAGGCAGAACUGAGAAAGGCCAUACCAAAAGACGCCCCGGAGCCAUUGGUCGUACCCAGGCAUGCAACAGAUCACCCAAGUCCGAGGAGAGCUUCUCUAAGUACCUCUCAGAAGCGCCGUUUGGAUAAGGAACAUCGUCGAUCGUCCGCCCCGAUGCAAUCAGCAGACCCGUGGAGCGAAAUGACACUACCAAUUCACUAUCAUCUAGCACGAUAUUUCUUCCCGCUUGUUGCUGUAUAUCUGCAGAGUGGGAAUGUCGAACCUGAGGACAUCUUGGAACUGCCGAUGCCUCACCCGAAGGCGUGGUAUCAAACCUUCCGCUACGCUUGUACUGAGCAGGGAGAGUUAACGGAUGCCAUCAGGGAGAACAUCAAACACUUGGGAGGGAGAGUGUGAAUGGAGAGGGAACUGUCUCAUUGUGCAUACCAGAAAUAGCUGUCUAACGAGUGUUGGGCCGUGAAAUAGUCUAGGACAAAAGGAAAGCGGCUUACAGUCGAAGCAUCAAUGU
This is a messenger RNA of Neurospora tetrasperma FGSC 2508, 1240 nucleotides long. RefSeq lists its product as uncharacterized. The record is from RefSeq and is a predicted model, not a curated record. NCBI's taxonomy places the organism in Eukaryota, Fungi, Ascomycota, Sordariomycetes, Sordariales, Sordariaceae. The coding region runs from base 1 to 1128 and encodes 375 amino acids. The transcript has 2 exons.